GUAAUACUUCUAGUCAAGGAGAAGUUGAGGCAGUCGCAAAGAAUGUGCAACUAAUAUAAUAAUUUUCAUAGUUUAUCGAGAACCUUAUAUUUUUACACCAAAUAAUAAUAUCAAGAGAUGUUUUGUAUAUAUCUACAAUUUCACAUGUCACUCUCGUUUCGUAGAAAUAAACGUUUUACGAAUGCGUUUAGUUUAGAUGCUUCGCUGAACUAUACUGUUAUUAUAUAUGACACACUCUGUGUCUAAAUAAUAGCAAAAUAAUAUUGUUAUUUUGUUAUGAACUAAAUUUGUUGUACUACUAACAAAUUGUGUCAAUUGAAAAUUUUUAAAUGUGCUUCAUUUAUAAUUUGAAAAGAAGCGUUUAUUCCACCGCCUCAAUUUUAAGACGGACCAUUAACACUUCUGGCAUACGGAGACACACCAAAGCUUACGAUUGUGAUGGCAAAACUAAAGUCAACAUUUUCAAUACGCAGCAGGAAUUGGGCAUCAUGAUCACUGGUUACAGUCAAUAUGGAUUUCGUUUAAACAACGAUGUUGUGGUUAUAGGUCCAAUAGCUGUGUUUCCUAAAUCUGUAUUGUCUUGGAAUGUGGAUAAUUUAAACGAUAUAAACGAGAAUAGUUUAUCAUUAUUUACGACUUUAGAACCUAAAAUAGAUGUCUUAAUUUUGGGAGUCGGCGAUCAAACUCCUACAUCUAACUUCAGUAAAAAAAUAUUAUAUUUCAUGAAAACACAUAAGAUUAAUGUUGAAGUUUUGAGGACAGAACAGGCUUGCGCUACUUUCAACUUCUUGAAUGCUGAAAACCGCAUGGUAGCUUCUGCGUUAAUACCUCCUGUGCACAUAACAUACAACGAAAAUGAUGUCAUGGGGUCAAAUGUAAAUCGUUUAAAACAAGUCUCAUUUGUAAACAGCGAUAAAUAAAUUUGAUUUUUUGCGUCAUGUAAUUCUGUGCGCUAUUCUGGUGUUCGAUUAUGUUUACUUGGUGGUGUUUUAAGAUGUUUUCAUAUUCCAUAAACUUUUCGUUUUCAGUUUCGCUGUUAGUUUCAUUUUAUAAACAUUCCAAUCUCUUUCGUCUUUACCAAAUUUACUGGUAUCUCUUCCAUCAGAAGCUAGGAAAGAAAUUAUAUGCGUCGCUUCUUGCAACGCUAGAGUGUGACUUUUCAUCAUUUCCUGGCGUCUUCAAAAGCGAAAGGUUGGUUUUUGUAACAAUUUUCUUCUAUUCUUAUUAAUAUUAUUCAACCAACCGGCUAAUGGAAUAUCGAAAGGAGCUUGAUAUGAAUUAAUACUUUGGGGACAAUCAUUUACAAUAUUGUUUGUUAAGGCUCCUGAAGGACCUCCAUCGUUCGUUACACAAAGUACGUAAAAUAUAUAUCGCAUAAUUUUUUUUUAAUCUUA
Molecule: messenger RNA, 1394 nt
Organism: Glossina fuscipes
Lineage: Eukaryota; Metazoa; Arthropoda; Insecta; Diptera; Glossinidae
Product: NADH dehydrogenase [ubiquinone] 1 alpha subcomplex assembly factor 3
Exons: 3
Coding region: 330-920 (196 amino acids)
Biological process (GO): mitochondrial respiratory chain complex I assembly
Cellular component (GO): mitochondrial inner membrane
Source: RefSeq, a predicted model, not a curated record